AUGGCUAAACAUCUACGCAAAGAAUGUAGCACCUGUCCAAAAAAGGUGAUUGACCAAUUAAACUCCAUGUAUGCUACUAACACAAGAGAGGAACUAAAUCAAUCAUCUGACCAUGGAUCAACAGACAACUCUUUCGUGGUCGAAGAAGUUGAUGUGAAUAGUAGCAGUAUUCCUUCAACUCCUGAUGAUUCGACGGAGAAUCCAAAUCGUUCUGAUCAGAUCUCAAGUACGCCUAAAUCACCCAAGUUUUCGUCCAAUUCUAUGAGUGAAUUUUAUGAUUCUAUGACUGAAAAAGAAGAAAAGAAUCUCAAUAAUUUAUUGGCACUAGCUAUUUACUCAUCAGGUACGCCAUUCAGUAUAACUGAAAACACUUAUUGGCAAAAAUUUUUUAAUGCUAUUCGUCCAUCUUUUAAAUUGCCACCAAGACGUAAAAUUUCCAAUAUUUUACUUGAUUCUACUUAUGAAAAAGUUAAAGGUCAAGUUGAUGAAAAAAUAAUAUCUGCUCGAACUGUCGGUAUGCAAUGUGAUUCAUGGUCAAACAUACGAAAUGAGUGCAUUAUGAAUUUUAUUGUUACAACACCAACACCCGUAUUCUUUAAAACUUUGACUACAUCCAGCGCAUCUAAGUCAGCAAUUAAUUGUUCGAGGAAGAUGAUGGAAGUAAUUGAAGCAAUUGGUCCACAAAAAAUUAUGGGUAUUUGCACGGACAAUGAGCCAGUCAUGAGAUGCACUUGGGAAAUUUUAGAUGAGCAAUAUGAGGAACAGAGUAUUUCAUUUUACGGUUGUACUGCUCACAUUCUUAACUUAUUAGUCAAAGACAUAGCUAAUAUACCUUCGGUCAGCGAAUGCGUGCAGAAUUCAACUUCUAUUAUUACAGAAAUUAAAAAAAGUCAUGUUCUCAGCGCUCUCUUCGUCCAAGCUCAAAAUCAAAACUCGCUCAACGAGAAAUGUACUUUAAAACUACCAAUUAAAACUAGGUUCGGCUAUUUGCUUCACUGCUUGGAGCGUCUUUUGAAAAAUAAAAAUAAUUUAGAAUUAUUGGCUGUUAUGCCAGAUGCUCAAAAAUAUUUGAGCAUAGCGACGAGGAACAAUAUUCUUAAUAAUGAGUACUGGAUUCGAGUGACAAAAAUCAAUGAGUUAAUUAAACCUAUCGGGCAAUGCAUUUUUUAUUUAGAAGGAGAUGAUCCUAAAAUAAGUCAAGUAACUGAAGCGUUUGCUAACUUAUUGGAUCCCAACUAUAAAGGGGCUAACUUAACUAUUGACCAAGAAGCUGAAGGUUAUGAUUUAAUCUCAAAAGUAUCUAAAAAAUUAGAUCUCGAUUACAAUCGUGUUAUGGCUGAAUAUUCAGACUACGUACACAAUGAUGGCAUUUGGAGUAAAGAUCAUAUUAAACAAGCCAUUACAGAUUACCACCAACUUCAUCUGCUACAGAACGUUCUUUUAGUACACAUGGGUGGAUACAUUCUUCAAAAAGGAAUCGCUUGA
Molecule: messenger RNA, 1485 nt
Organism: Neodiprion fabricii
Lineage: Eukaryota; Metazoa; Arthropoda; Insecta; Hymenoptera; Diprionidae
Exons: 3
Coding region: 1-1485 (494 amino acids)
Source: RefSeq, a predicted model, not a curated record